This is a messenger RNA of Peronospora belbahrii, 1440 nucleotides long. The record is from the annotation of a GenBank genome assembly. NCBI's taxonomy places the organism in Eukaryota, Oomycota, Peronosporomycetes, Peronosporales, Peronosporaceae.
AUGACGCUUCCAUGUGAAUUUUACCGCAAUAUUUGGGGACCAAGUGAUGAAGAAGAUGCUGCACUGCGACGUCGAGCUCGGUCUAGAAAAUCCACUAGCUCUCCUCCUUCGAUCACGUCACGGAGAUAUAAAAAGCGUGUGGCGACAGGUCCUCUAGUGGAUAUUGCACAGGUGGCACAUGUAGUUACGACCAUGUCUGAUUUUCGAGCUGAUUACGGCGAGGAAUCGAAGAAAAUGAGACUUGUGAAUAUUUGGGAUGACGAUAGUCUUGUAUUAGGCUUGAAACGACCAAAUUCUAGCUUGAAUAAGUGGACGGACAAGAAAAUGGGGAGUGAACAGGGUCCUUCCACUGCAGACACUGAACCAGAAGACAUGAUGUCACCACUUCAUAGUCGUGCAGAUAGAAUUACCGAACUUAGCUGUGAAGACAGCGACGGUGAGCUCAGCAGCAUAGGAUCGUCUGUGGUGAAUAGGCUUCGACCAGGGAAGCUUAAGCGAGCAAAUACACCCGAAAUUGUGCGUCCAAGUACUGUGAAGAAUUCUUGCACUCAUGAUAAUGUCAGAAAGGAGCUCUAUUUGGAUAAUGUACCGGUACCUCCUCCGUCUUCGCACAAUGGAAGUGUCAUUUUUAGUGCUGUGUUUUCGGACCAACGGGACUGGAGUUGGAGUGCAAAAUUCCUACUAGGAAUCCAUGAGCCAAUUCGUCAUGCAUUAUUUGUAAUGGAUCGCUUUUUGGAACAGUCUCAGAGUCAGUCCAAACCUGAAGCUUCGAACACAUUGGCAUUGGAGACACACGUUGCUGAAUUUUUUGUCUGGUUUAAGACGUACUUUGUCGAGUAUUUGCAGUGUCAGCACGAAGUAAAGGCUUCUGUGUUGUUGCCUCUACUCAAUUUGCCGGCUUCUACGAAGCAACAAGUGCUGGAUGUGUACCAGGAUAUCUCACAAAUGCUCGUGCAAAUCCAGCAGCUUGAACGUGCGUUGUGUGUUAGCGGAGCAUGCAAUGCAUCAUCAUGGCUUUUGCGGCUCCAGGUGUUGCAAACAGAGAUCAGGCAACUCAAUCGCACGCUGCAUGCGGCAUUAAAUAUGGAGGAGACAACUUUGCACUCAGCAAUGGGCGCGGCAUUCACUGAACGCGCAUUCCAUAGUCACAUUAUGCCUCGUGUGUUCCGCGCUAUCCGGGCCAAACGUGUUGUGGUUCCAUGGAUUGUUGAACGCAGCAAAAUCUGGGGAGGCGAAACUGAGCAGCUCAGUAUUCAGGGAAUGUUGCCCUUCUCAGCAAAGUUCAUGUACCGCAAGAUUUGGCGACCAUAUUUUAUGAGCAAUGUUGCUGUAGCGAUGAAAAAUUUGAACGAGUUUGUCGGCUCUUCAGGUUUGAACAGUAAUACCAGCAGCACGUCGACUUACAGCGAACGUCAUGGGGAGAUGUGUUCGAUCAUGUGA